GCGGCCACGUUGCAGCCCAGGCGGAGGCGAGGGGUCUCGAGCCAAGAUCGCCCUCUUGGGCAUCGGUGCGAUCGGCGGCGGGAGGCUCCCUGGGAACCAGGUGGUUCAAGGGCUGAGCUGUGCGGCCAGACAAGAGGUCCCUGCCCUCCCCCAGUGAGCCCUGCCGUUCCUGUGGGAGCCAUGAAGCUGAACGAGAGGAGUGUAGCCCACUAUGCACUCAGCGACUCCCCAGCAGACCACACGGGCUUCCUGCGCACCUGGGGGGGCCCAGGGACCCCAUCGACCCCUAGUGGCACUGGCCGAAGAUGCUGGUUUGUCCUCAAGGGCAACCUGCUGUUCUCCUUUGAGAGUCGCGAGGGCCGGGCCCCGCUGAGCCUGGUGGUGCUGGAAGGCUGCACAGUGGAGCUGGCUGAGGCUCCCGUGCCUGAGGAGUUUGCCUUUGCCAUCUGCUUUGAUGCUCCUGGAGUGCGCCCACACCUGCUGGCCGCAGAAGGGCCGGCGGCCCAGGAGGCCUGGGUGAAGGCGCUGUCUCGGGCAAGCUUUGGCUACAUGCGCCUGGUGGUACGUGAGUUGGAGAGCCAGUUGCAGAACGCACGCCAGAGCCUGGCUUUGCAACGCCGCUCAUCCUGGAAGUCUGUUGCCGGCCGCUGUAAGCCCCAGGCUCCUAACCACCGAUCUAUGGGCCUGGAGAAUGGCCACUCCCUCUCCAAGGACAGCAGCCCCGUGGGCUUGGUUGAAGAAGGGGGCAGCAGGUCUUCAGGGUGGGGGUUGGCUGAGUGGGAGCUGCAGGGCCCUGCCAGCCUCCUCCUAGGCAGGGGGCAGAGCCCUGUGUCCCCUGAGACCUCCUGCUUCUCUACCCUGCAUGACUGGUAUGGCCAGGAGAUCAUGGAGCUGCGGCAGUGUUGGCAGCAGAGGGCCCAGAGGAGCCAGCCAAAAUGUGAGGAACAGGAUAAGCCCUAAGUCUGGACCCUUUGAGUCAGGAAACCAGGGCCAGUUCUUUUUCAGGAGUUAAAUGUUUACCCAUUUCCAACGUUGUGUUUUGGGAGGGGACAUGGGUUCUCUCCUUCCUGCUAUUUAGGCAUUCUCCAGAUUCCAGAUCCACCCGUGUGUCUGGAAGGGACUGAGGGACCAUUCCUUCCAUCCUCUUUAUUUCCUGAGGUCCAGAGAGUAAAGGAGACUUAGACGCCACAGAGCAAGACCCCAAUCUCCUGACUGCACUGGCCUGACUGGCCCCUCCCAGGGGAUGUUAAUGAAAUGAAGGAAGUGGGAAAUGUCACCUGAGAGUGUCACAGGCUUGCCCUACCUUUGACCUAUACACCAGGCUCUGGAGCCAUAAUUUCCAACCUGGGGAGUCUCAUGUGCAUUUAAAUCCGAGGUAGGCUGCAGUAUUGGCUUAAGGCUCUGACACUGUCAGAGAAAGUGGAUUUAUUGUGUCACAGGAGUUUCUGGGACCCAGCUCUUCCUGAGAGGGGUGGGAAGAUUGGGGAUCCUCACUCAGCAGUUUGGGUAGGGCCCUUUGAGGCAGAGGGUCUUCGGCCAGUGAAGAUUUACUCUGCUCAGAGUGUUGGGGUCCCAUCCUUUCUCCCCAGCUCCCCUGUUAACAGAUGGUGCUGGACCUUGCCCCAGAAGGGGCUUGUAGCUUUUUUAUGUCAACGAAAUGCCCUCCUGUACUCUGUCUUCAACAGCCAACUCCUGGAGCUGCCAAGUGAGGGGUUAAAGAAGAGGUGGGUAGGCAGCGUGACUCCCUGGGUAAAGUUUGUUGCUUUGGUUCUCAGUCCUGGGUAUUCUAGAAGUUUGGACACGGGAUUCCGUUUCCUGUGCUAAAAUUCUCCCUCCUGGCUGGGCUCCCGUAAACUGAAGCUACUCGAGAAACCACCUGGAAACUCUCAUAGCCCUGUUUGUCACCCAGGGUGUACUUGCCAGGACCUUUCCUUGCUACUCUUCCCAACAUCGAGCGUGAUUUUUCUAUUGUUCUGGGAGGCAAAGCGGCUGGGUCACCAGAGCCUAACCAGACUGACGCCCCAGGGGGAAGACGCAGAGGCCGGGAGGAGACACCCCCUCCCAAACACACAAAACUUGCCUCUUCCUGGCCUCGGCUCCCCUCACUGGGGCCUUGGGCAGGGGUGACCCGCACCCAACUAGGCCUAAGGGGGACGCUCGGAGCCUCUUACCCCCAGGAGGCGGAGAUGCGCCCAGGGCGGGCGCCCGGCCUGUUCCCCAGCCCUGCCUGGAAGCUCCGCAGCCACUGCAUUUUGUUGACAGGCCCUUCUCUUAUUGCUACAGUGUUUUGUACGCGGUUAAAACACUAGUAAAGCUUUUUCAUUAUUA
Molecule: messenger RNA, 2328 nt
Organism: Mandrillus leucophaeus (drill)
Lineage: Eukaryota; Metazoa; Chordata; Mammalia; Primates; Cercopithecidae
Gene: PHETA2
Product: family with sequence similarity 109, member B
Exons: 3
Coding region: 181-960 (259 amino acids)
Biological process (GO): receptor recycling; endosome organization; retrograde transport, endosome to Golgi
Cellular component (GO): early endosome; trans-Golgi network; recycling endosome
Source: RefSeq, a predicted model, not a curated record